This is a messenger RNA of Coregonus sp. 'balchen', 2994 nucleotides long. Lineage: Eukaryota; Metazoa; Chordata; Actinopteri; Salmoniformes; Salmonidae. The record is from the annotation of a GenBank genome assembly.
AUGUCUUUGCGGACGGUGGCUCUGAGUGUCACCCUGCUGCUGCUGGUGCUGACAGAAGCGUGGGCGCAGAACCCAAGGAAAAGGCUGGCGCCACCCAAGCCUCCAAAGGCGCAGUGCUGCGAUGUAGUGCGCUCCCUGAAGGUGCAGGUGGCCAACCUGACCAGCCUACUGGAGGAGCUGGGCCGCAAGCAGGAGACAGACUUGAUGAACGUAGUCAGGCAGAUGAUGGAGCUGGACAAGCAGAAUCGGCAGCAGGAGUCCCGCGUCACUGAGGCCGAGAGCAAGUACUCUGAAAUCAACAACCGGGUGGAGAUCAUGCAGCUGCAAGCCGCCCAGUCCGUCACUCAGACCACAUCAGGUAAGAACCUACAUUGUGGAUGUGUCCCAGGUUCUUGGGCCAGGCAACAAAGUAGCAGAGGAACAAAUCACUACUUUAGUGUGAAUGAAAAAUGUAGUGUUGUUAUCAUUCAUUUAAUUUUCAUUGUGAAAGUUUCAACUUCAGUGAAUGUGAUUCUCAAACCUUUUUUUAAAUUGACUAAUAGUGGUAGUAGUGGUAAAACACAUGGUUUUCUGGUGAAAACAAUAGGCUAUGAGUAGUAGAAUGCAGUAGUACAGUACAGUAGUGACUGUGUCAAAUGGCCAGAGUGGAAAUCUGGCCUGCUCCACAUUGGCAGACCCAGUUCAGUUUAGACCGAGACGAUACUUCUCUCCCUUUCUGUCGACUGUUCAGCAUCUGCUUCCAGACACUCUCCACAGGUGUGAAAAUCAUAUCACUGGCUGCCAUACAUAACACACUGCCAUAAAUACUCAUAGCACACACCUAAUGUCAGACACACAGGAAAUUUGGUUGGUCUCCUUUUUAUGACCACAUCAGUCAGUCUGCUGUCAGAAAACAAUCGACUUAAAAAUACCCCUCACAGAGAUAUUAGCCCACAGUUUCAGACAGCUAUUAUUAAACAAACAACCAAAAAGGGUAAAUUACAUUGGUAUGUAGGCCAUUGUUCUUUGUAAAAAAAAAUUAAAGGAAAAAAAAGAAAGGAAUUCAGAAUAUACAAUUGUUUUCAUUUACAGGACAUUGUAAACAUAUUUUUGGACAUUGAAAACUAUAAUUAGCCGUGGGCGCUCCGAAUCUUCGGCACCAGACAGCUGCCAUCAAUUGGUGAUAAUGAAGAUUAUAGUGUGCAAACUUGUCUGGGUGUCUCAUGGUAGCCAAAAGCCAUAAUUUGAACUGUAAGUGUCCCGUCUGCAUGAAGUCUGUCAAUAAAGACCACCUCUAUCAAAGCCAGUUGUUUCCAUCCAUCAUCUGAACUUAACCAAACUAUUAAUCACUGUGGGGAGAUUUAGCCAGGCAUGUCGCAGUGUUUUAUUUUAAUACCCUGUUAGCCAGUCUUAGCAGUGCCACUUUUAUGAUGCUGGCACAGUGAACAGAGAAGCGCUUUAUAAAGACUCUGCAAAUUACAGAGACACUGUGCAGACAGGGAAACAGAGCAUGAAGAAAAGCAAAGAUUGGAAUGGCGUUUCCACCAGCCUCUAGUCAUGAAAACACUUGAGCCCCUUUUUGAUGCAUUGGAUACAUUUCUCCCCAGUGAUCUCAGAGCACCUCUAAUGGCAUCACCGUACCAUCACAGAAACAAUGGAGAGAACUAUGCAAAGAAAUUGAACCAUGCUGUGUAUAAUAUCCUUCAAUCCCAAAUUCUUUGACUUCUCUGCCAGACAUCUAUUCCCAUGAUACCGUUUUCAGUCAAUUUGCAUUUUUAAAACCCGCCAUGAAACGGCAUCUGGUUUGGCCAUCUCUAAUCUAUUUUCUAGAUGCCAUCUACGACUGUGCAUCCCUGUACACCAAGAACUACAAGAUCUCUGGGGAGUACAAAUUACCUGCAGAUGACUUCCUGGGGACCCCUGAGAUUGACGUAAGUGAUAACCCUGGAACUACAAAAAAGUUUUACGUUCACAGAUCCAUGCUACAUUGUAGUCUCUGUAGAAUGCCAGGAUUGUGGCAUACUUUUCACAGACGUGUUGGGGUAGCUUGUUUAACCUCUGCUGUUGGUUUCAGGUCUUCUGUGACAUGGAGAGCAAUGGUGGUGGCUGGACGCUCAUCCAGAGACGCAAGGUGGGCCUGACCUCCUUCAACCGCGACUGGAAGCAGUACAAGAAUGGCUUUGGCACCAUCCGAGGAGACUUUUGGCUAGGCAAUGAAAACAUCUUCCGUCUGACAAGGCAGCCCACCACACUAAGGAUAGAGAUGGAGGUACGAAGGGGGGCUGAGGGUGGGAUCCUCAAAACAGGCUAGCUGCCCAGACCUUCCCAGACCAGGCCCCAGAUACUGAAAGCAAAAGAAGAUACACCACCCAAAACACAGUUAAAAAAAACACAGUAAAAAGAAAACAACUCAUGGGCAAGCGGUAAACCUCUAGCUCCACCAAAAGUUAUAACAUUAGUUCAAUAUUCUCAGUUGCAUAGUUUUACCACAAGAUGUGCAGCAAAUAUCUAAAUCAUGUACUAUUUGUGUUUUCUGUUCUCCAAUGCAGGACUGGGAAGGUCAGACCCGCUAUGCAGAGUACAGUUACUUCACAGUAAAAAACGAGUUGAACAGCUACAAACUCUUCAUCGCCAACUACAGUGGAAAUGCUGGGGACUCUCUGCGCUACCACAACAACACCAACUUCAGCACCAAGGGCAAAGACAAUGACAAAUGUGUGGACGACUGCGCUUCACUACGCAAAGGUACAAGAGGGCCAAAAUACUUAACUCUGGUUUAACUCACAUAAUGAACACCUUUAAAUUUCUUUCCAAUGACUGCAUUAUCACCGUUUUUUCCCUACAGGUGGUUACUGGUACAACUGUUGCACUGACUCCAACCUGAAUGGCGUGUUCUAUCGUUAUGGCGACCACAGCAAGAGCACAGAUGGAAUCAAUUGGUACGGCUGGCACGGGCCCAACUACUCCCUGAAGAGAGUGGAGAUGAAGAUCCGGCCACAGAAUUUUCAACCAUAA